Canariomyces notabilis is the source of this 744-nucleotide messenger RNA. RefSeq lists its product as uncharacterized. The record is from RefSeq and is a predicted model, not a curated record. NCBI's taxonomy places the organism in Eukaryota, Fungi, Ascomycota, Sordariomycetes, Sordariales, Chaetomiaceae. The transcript has a single exon. The coding region runs from base 1 to 744 and encodes 247 amino acids.
AUGAAGACUGCAAUUACUGCUCUCGUUGCCCUUGCGGCCCAUGCCGUUGCCCUCGGCGUCGACGUCAACGCCGGAGUCGGUGUAGGUGUCGGUGUCGGCAACGGCCACGGCCACGGCCACGGCGCCGUGGAUAUCGAUGUCGAUGCCGAUGUCGAUAUCGAUAUUGAUGUUACCCACGGCCAUGGCGGCCACGGCAGACCUUCCGUCACCGGGUCGGCUUCCCACCCGCCCAAGUGGACCACGAGCACCGUCUGGACCACCAGCGUCCAGACCAUCACCAGCUGCCCUUCCACCGUCGUCGACUGCCCGUACCGCAGCAAAGCUGUCUACUCCACGGUCACCGUCGCCGUCAGCACAACCGUUUGCCCCGUAAGCGAGGUCGAAAAGACUUACACUCCCACCGCUGCGCCCCCUCCUCCGGCCUCCACCCACACGUACGCUCCUCCGCCGCCUCCGCCUGCCAGCUCCUCGGCCUACUAUGCUCCCCCGCCGCCUCCGCCGGCCAGCAGCUCGGCCUAUGCUCCUCACCCGGCUCCUCCGGCUGCCAGCUCGCCCGCCUACACUCCUGCGCCUGCCCCUGUGGUGACCCCGUCCCCGUCGCUCACCACCAAGUCUGUUGGCACCGUUGCUGCCCCGAGCAAGACGUCAUCGUACUCAGCAGUUGUCACGGCCGGCGCCAGCCACAACGCCCAGCGUGCAGGCGGUGCUCUCGCGGCCCUUGCCGUCGCCGCUGCGCUGCUCUAA